Messenger RNA from Neodiprion virginianus, 1533 nucleotides. It is a transcript of the gene Ube2g1, whose product is annotated as ubiquitin-conjugating enzyme E2 G1. Gene Ontology annotation, molecular function: ubiquitin conjugating enzyme activity. Lineage: Eukaryota; Metazoa; Arthropoda; Insecta; Hymenoptera; Diprionidae. Gene Ontology annotation, biological process: proteasome-mediated ubiquitin-dependent protein catabolic process; protein polyubiquitination. The record is from RefSeq and is a predicted model, not a curated record. The transcript has 6 exons. Bases 128 to 634 code for a protein of 168 amino acids.
UAGCAUGCUGACGAGGCCCGUUCGAGCUGGCAACCCUGUGCGCAGUACCGCUUCCGACGUACCAUCUUUCCCGUGAAGCAAGAGUGAUUGUUUUCAACUUUAGUCUUAUUUAACACAAUUUUUAUUAAUGUCAGAGCCACAGUCUACGCUUCUACUAAGAAAACAGUUAGCAGAAUUAAAUAAAAACCCAGUGGAAGGGUUUUCAGCAGGCCUCAUAGAUGAUAAUGACAUAUAUCGAUGGGAGGUGCUCAUCAUUGGACCUCCGGAUACAUUAUACGAGGGUGGUUUCUUCAAAGCGCAUUUACAAUUUCCUAAAGAAUAUCCGCUGAGGCCGCCAAGGAUGAAAUUUAUAACAGAAAUAUGGCACCCUAAUAUCGAAAAGAAUGGCGAUGUGUGCAUAUCGAUCCUUCACGAGCCAGGCGAUGAUAAAUGGGGUUAUGAGAAAGCAUCAGAGAGAUGGCUGCCUGUUCACACAGUUGAAACAAUUCUUAUAAGUGUCAUCAGCAUGCUCGCUGAUCCUAAUGAUGAAAGUCCUGCAAAUGUAGAUGCUGCUAAAGAGUGGAGGGAAAGUUAUACAGAGUUCAAGCGAAAGGUGGCAAGAUGUGUUCGAAAAAGCCAAGAAGAGUGUUUGUAGGGGAAGAACGAAUAUUCAAACGGAAAGACUUAUUUAAUUCUGGGAAACCACGCACUGUAUGGCAUAAAACCAAGCGAAUCAUGCGGAUAUUGGAAUACAGUGCCACUGAAUACGGAUUAGAGCAAACCUGGGCGAGAUACCUCGUUAAGCUCUGUUGAGUCGCCGAACCAUCAACAACGUACGAGCCAUCGACAUGAAAAACAUGAAAACACACACAGCUCACCUUUCACACGAUGAACUAAUUUACAAAUAUACAUAAUACAAAUCAUCUGUACCAAUAAUACCCUAAUAUUAAUAGUGAUUGUAAACUUAACCCCCCUGUCCCUCCUGCCCAGCACUCUGUAAUUUAAAGUAUGUUUACGUUUAUCACUCAACAAUAUUCCUUAGCGUCGUUUCAUAUUUUCUUACUUUCGUAUUAUAAAUAAAUUUUUGUAAAGUCGUAAAAAAAAAAAAACAAAGAAGCAAGAAUCGUUGACGUAAGCCAGUAAAAUACAAUGUGAAUUACAUUUAUAUCAUUAUAAUUACCGAUACCAGACGUAUAAUUGCAAUGAUUGCAAUAUAUAUAUAUAUAUAUAUAUACCCUGUGUGUGUGUGUAUAUAUAUAUAUAUACAUAUAUGAUAUAAAUUUUUGCCGAACCGUAAGUUGCCAAAAUAACGAACGCUAGUUAGAGUAAUGAUAAUAAUGAAUAACAAUAAUAAUGGUAAUUAUUAGUUGAAUUAAUGUUAAGUGCACACGUACAUGCUGUGAAACAUUGUACUCGCUCUUCGUCACUAUGGUGGCCAUUUAUCCUUCCCCACCUCUCCGACUUGCGGUUCUACUACAAAACUUAGGUUGAAAUUGAAAUAAUUUUGUCCAACUAUAUAUAAUAAUAUUGUCAAUUAAAUUUUAAAACAAUGAA